UCGGAGCAGAGGUGGCUGGCGGGCCCACCCGAUUCCUUUCCACUGCCUGCUUUUUCGGACAGGAGUCACGGCUGCUCUGAGGGGCAUAGUCCCGGACACCAGGGUGCCACGCACGCGCUGAUGCCCCUAGUGCUCUCAAGGCUUCCAGCUAAUCAUGCCCCAGCCGCCCGCAGCUGCCUUUCCGCUGCCCGUGCUGCUGCUGCUGCUGCUACUCCUGGUGGUGCGGACGCCGUCCCCGGCUGGCGCGCGGCCAUCCCUAGGCCCCGAUUACCUGCGGCGCGGCUGGCUACGGCUGCUGGCGGAGGGCGAGGGCUGCGCUCCCUGCCGGCCAGAAGAGUGCGCCUCGCCGCGGGGCUGCCUGGCCGGCCGGGUGCGCGACGCGUGCGGCUGCUGUUGGGAAUGCGCCAAUCUCGAGGGCCAGCUCUGCGACCUGGACCCCAGUGCCCACUUCUACGGGCGCUGCGGCGAGCAGCUUGAGUGCCAGUUGGACGCUGGUGGCGACCUGAGCCGCGGAGAGGUCCCCGAGCCUCUGUGUGCCUGCCGCUCGCAGCGCCCUCUCUGCGGUUCCGACGGCCGCACCUACGCUCAGAUCUGCCGCCUGCAGGAGGCGGCCCGCGCUCGGCCGGACGCCAACCUCACCGUGGCGCACCCAGGGCCCUGCGAAUCGGAGCCCCAGAUUGUGUCACACCCAUAUGAUAUUUGGAACGUGACGGGGCAGGAUGUGAUCUUUGGCUGUGAAGUGUUUGCCUACCCCAUGGCUUCCAUCGAGUGGAGAAAGGAUGGCUUGGACAUUCAGCUGCCAGGGGAUGACCCCCACAUCUCUGUGCAGUUUAGGGGUGGACCCCAGAGGUUUGAGGUGACGGGCUGGCUGCAGAUCCAGGCUGUGCGUCCUAGCGAUGAGGGCAUCUACCGCUGCCUGGCCCGCAAUGCCCUCGGCCAGGUUGAGGCCCCAGCUAGCCUGACAGUGCUCACACUGGACCAGCUGAACUCCACAGGCAUCCCCCAGCUGUCAUUCCUGCACCUGUUUCCUGAGAAGGAGGCUGAGAGUGAAGAGGCCGAGGAUUACUACUAGGUCCAGAGCCAUGGCCCAUGGGGGUGGGUGAGUGGGGAUAGUUUUCAACCCUGCUCUUGAAAAGAUCUGGAAAGGGGGAGCAGGGCCCCUUCACAGAUUGCUUUAAUGCCCUUAGUAGGGGAGAUGUGAUGGUGGUGGGAGAGACAAAAGUUGGAGGGUAAGGAGAGAGGCAGAGACUAGGGGAGGUGGGAUGCAGAGGGGCCCAUGCAGGAGGUGCUCUGGCCAGGACAGUCUCCUGUGUGGACCAACCAGGCAUUAGGCAUUAGCUGCCUGCUGGUCU
This is a messenger RNA of Eubalaena glacialis (North Atlantic right whale), 1352 nucleotides long. It is a transcript of the gene KAZALD1, whose product is annotated as Kazal type serine peptidase inhibitor domain 1. The transcript has 5 exons. The record is from RefSeq and is a predicted model, not a curated record. Gene Ontology annotation, molecular function: insulin-like growth factor binding. Lineage: Eukaryota; Metazoa; Chordata; Mammalia; Artiodactyla; Balaenidae. Gene Ontology annotation, biological process: regulation of signal transduction; regulation of cell growth. Gene Ontology annotation, cellular component: extracellular region. Bases 155 to 1072 code for a protein of 305 amino acids.